Perkinsus marinus ATCC 50983 is the source of this 1179-nucleotide messenger RNA. RefSeq names its product heat shock protein, putative. Gene Ontology annotation, cellular component: cytosol; nucleus. The transcript has 3 exons. The annotation marks the transcript as partial. Gene Ontology annotation, biological process: protein folding. Gene Ontology annotation, molecular function: ATP-dependent protein folding chaperone; ATP binding. The record is from RefSeq and is a predicted model, not a curated record. Lineage: Eukaryota; Perkinsozoa; Perkinsida; Perkinsidae.
AUGAAUGAUUCAACAGCUACUGCAUUGGCUUAUGGUAUAUACCGAUCUAAUGAGUUCAGUGAUGAUACUCCAACAAUAGUAGCAUUCACAUCUGUUGGUGCAUCUCAUUUUGGUACAUCUAUCGUUAAGUUUACUAAAGGUCAUCUUACUGUACUUGGUGAGGCUAUUGAUACUACUGUUGGUGGUCGAUAUAUUGAUAAGAUCCUAAUGGAGCAUUAUAGUCAACAGUUUACUACUAAAACUGGUUUAGAUCCCCUUAAGAAUGCUAAAUCUAGAUUCAAGUUGGAAGAGGCUGUUAAUAAGGUUAAGAAGAUAUUAUCAGCCAAUAAUGAGGCCGUAUUAGGGAUUGAAUGCUUGUUGGAGGAUGAGGAUCUGAAUGUAGUCGUGACUCGUGAUAAGCUCGAGGAACUAUGUGCUCCGAUGGUUGAUAAGAUGCAGUCUGUGAUGAAUAAGGCAUUGAAGGAAGCUAACAUUACUAUUGAUGAUUUACAUUCAGUAGAGAUCAUUGGUGGUGUAUCUAGAGUACCAUUCAUACAACGUACUAUUGUUGAUACUCUACAUAAGGACUUAUCUCGUACUCUUAAUGCUGAUGAGUGUGUAGCACGAGGAUGUGCAUUACAAGCCGCUAUGUUAUCACCCCUAUUCAAGGUUAGGGACUUUGCCGUUACUGAUUUUACUCAACAAGGCAUUGAGGUAGCCUGGCAGCAGCAACAGCAGGCAACAUCUACUACUGAUAAUGAUGAUGUUGAAGGAUGUUCUUCUAUCAUCAAGAGGACUGAGGUCUUCCCACCAAGAUCUACACUUAAUACGGUUAAGAUGCUUACCUUCUAUCGUAAGGAAGCCUUUGAGCUAUGGGCACAAUAUACCAACAGUGAGGACCAUGGCGAUGAUGCAUCUCUUGGGAGAUAUACUAUACAAGUACCUCAUAAUAGUGAGAAUGAUGAAGGACCUAAGAAGAUUAAAGUCCGAGCUAAGCUCAGUCUACAUGGUACAUUCAGUAUUGAGAAUGCUAUUAUGAUAGAAGAGGAAGAGUAUCAAGUUGUAGAGAAGGAGCGUAGACGACGACGACCUAUUAAUAAGGAAACUAAUGAUGAUGAGAAUAUGGUAGAUGCCUCUCCUUCAGCAGCAGCAGCUACUACUACUAUUACCAAUGAUGAUGUGAAUAUGCAGCCUGCUGAG